AUGUCUCUUGAAGAAGGCAAGCGUAAGCGCUCCAACAUAAAGCGCAACAUUUCGCGUAUUAAAUCGAUCGUCGAAGCGGCAAGGGAGUCAGAGGAUAAACUUACCAAUGCUGAGCUUCAGUGUCGGCUAGGAAUACUGGAGUCUUACUUCAAGCAGGCCUUAUCCGUCCAAGCUGACAUUGAGGAUUUAGAUCCACUUGACAACGGCCGCGCAGAUCUCGAAGACAGCUACGUAGCAGUUAAGCUGAAUAUUCAAGCGCAACUUGGAGAAGAUGCUAACGGUACAGUGUACUUUCCCGAAACGUCAACAGCAGCAGUUGUUAAGCCCUCGUCGCAUCUGCCAAGACUAACAUUGCCAACAUUUAGUGGCGAUUACGCAGAUUACAAGAAUUUCAUUACUUCAUUUACCCAGAUUGUUGCUCGUGAACCAAGGCUGUCGAACAUCGAGAAGUUUAAUUACUUGUUGACUUGUUUAAAGGGUCCCGCGCUAGAAACGGUUCAUGCAUUCCAAGUCACUAGCGAAAACUAUCCGAAGGCUUUGGAUAGGCUCAAGCACCGGUUCGACAACCCAACGUUAAUUUUUUUGGAAGGUAUUGCCUCACUGUUCGCAUUACCGGCACUGGAAAGGUCGAACGCUCAACAGCUGCGCAGUUUAAUAGACAAGGCAUCGGCAAUUUUUAGCUCCUUGGAGUCAGUAGGAACGUUUGCAAACAUCGCACAUGCAUUGCUAAUUAACAUUGUGAUGGGCAAGUGUGAUCAGCAAACCAGGAGCAAAUGGAACGAGUCUCUGGACUACAAGUCGCUUCCAACUUGGUCACAGUGCACUCAAGUCGUGGAACGACAUUGUCAGUUCUUGCACUCAUGCGAGUCAUCGUCACAACGAAAACCCGAGUCUGGCAAGCAAAAUCGCGCAAGCAAUCGCAUGCAAAACUCGUCAUUUGCUAUCACUAACUCUAAUUGUGUUCUUUGUUCCAGUUCCAACCAUAAACUCGUCAGUUGUUUGAGGUUUAAGGAGAUGAACACAAAUCAACGCUUUGAUCUCAUCAAGAAGCAUGAUCUAUGCAUCAACUGCUUGGGCAAUGGUCAUAGAAUGAUCCAAUGUCCAUCCAAGAAUCGCUGCCGCUGUUGCAAUCGAGCACACCACACGUUGUUGCAUCAUGAGAAUGCAUCUCAACCCACUCAAACAACUCCAGUGGCAGGUCAAGCAUUCCAGCCUUCGGGGUCUACUCGACCUACAUGGCAAACUUCAUCUCAAGAAUCGACAGCAACCCACUCGCACAUGGGUGCAUCGGAAGGUGGGCAGGUGAUUCUUGCAACGGCUAUGAUCCUGGUCAAGGACGCUACGGGUACGUAUAAGUUGGGCAGAGCCCUCCUAGAUUCAUGCUCUCAACUCAAUUUCAUCACUGAGGAUUUCGCGCAAAAACUACGCCUUCGACGUGAGAAACAUAAUGUGGGCGUUCGAAGCAUUGGAGACUCGCUAACCAGUCUUAAGGCGCGUACGACCACGACCAUCAAAUCGCGCACUUCAGCCUUUCAACUGUCACUUCAAUUCGGAAUCACCUCGCACAUAGCAUACCAGCCAGAUGCCGAGAUCGACACGUCCGGUUGGAGCUUGCCAGCCAAUACCAAAUUAGCAGACGAGAUGUUUUUUAAGCCCCGGCGCAUAGACCUGUUGUUAGGAACAGAGGCCUUCGUUGAUGCUCUUGCUGUUGGCCAAAUUCGACAGGGUCCAAAUUUACCGACGCUUCAGAAGACGUUGUUUGGUUGGGUCGUCUCUGGUAGGUUUCGAGGUGACUAUAACGUGACGUCAUCAUCUUGUCUGCUGUCAAAUGAAACCUCAAUCGACGAAAAUUUGCAACGCCUAUGGCAACUGGAAGCCAUCGACACGUCACCAAACCCAACUCAGCCAGACCAUCGAAUUUGUGAAGAGCAUUUCACAAAAACAACUCAUCAAGACCACACUGGUCGAAUUACUGUAAAUCUGCCAUUUAAAGACAACCCAAUUUGUCUCGGAGAUUCCUUCGAUAUCGCUCGUCGGCGAUUCCUUGCGCUUGAGAGACGUCUUCUACGUUCGUCCGAAAUCCGUCCGCAGUACAUUGCCUUCAUGGAAGAGUACGAAAGUCUUGGCCACAUGUCAGUAGUAGCACACCCCAACUUGAAAGAGCCACACUACUAUAUGCCACAUCACUGCGUGCUUAAACCUAGCAGCACGUCAACCAAAUUGCGAGUAGUGUUUGAUGCCUCGUGUCGCACCUCAACACAAACAUCAUUUGUUUCGAUCAUUUGUUAG
Messenger RNA from Anastrepha obliqua, 2289 nucleotides. RefSeq lists its product as uncharacterized. The transcript has a single exon. NCBI's taxonomy places the organism in Eukaryota, Metazoa, Arthropoda, Insecta, Diptera, Tephritidae. The coding region runs from base 1 to 2289 and encodes 762 amino acids. The record is from RefSeq and is a predicted model, not a curated record.